Athalia rosae (coleseed sawfly) is the source of this 1222-nucleotide messenger RNA. Its product is annotated as CLIP domain-containing serine protease HP8-like. Gene Ontology annotation, biological process: proteolysis. The record is from RefSeq and is a predicted model, not a curated record. Gene Ontology annotation, molecular function: serine-type endopeptidase activity. Lineage: Eukaryota; Metazoa; Arthropoda; Insecta; Hymenoptera; Athaliidae. The coding region runs from base 153 to 1082 and encodes 309 amino acids. The transcript is spliced from 3 exons.
GCCAGUCCAAGUUCAGAAUCUGAAGAGGGAUCUCGGUUUCUCCCAAGAUACGUCGUGAUCUGAUACAGAAUUAAAAUUCACGUAUUUGAUUUAAUUCUUGUUGCUGGUUGCGCAGAGUUUUCACUUCACCAUUUCAAUAUACAUGUGCUAAGAUGAAUCGUUUGCGCAGUGUUUCCGUGCUGCUACCAUUUAUGCUGGUCAUUCUUCACUCUUUUUCGACUGUACAUUCGAACAAAGUUGCUACCUGGGAUCUAUCGUCGAAUGAACUUCUCCCAAGUUACUGUGGGAGAGUUAUAGAGAGCAGAGUUGGAACGGAUCAAAUUGUACACCCGAACACUCACCCGUGGACAGUUUUAGUGGAGUAUGACACGGCGCGUGGCAAGAAAACUCCAUGUAACGGAAUCCUCAUCAGUAAACGUUACGUGUUGACGGCCGCGCACUGCAUCUUAGGUGCGACUUCGUGGACGUUGUCCGGUGUUCGUUUCGGCGAGUACGACAGAAGUUCGGAAAAGGACUGUGUCCAAAACGAUUCGGAUUCACAGUGCUCGGACGAUCCGGUGAGCGUCGGUAUCGAGGAAUCGAUUGUUCACGAGGGCUAUCCAACCAAACCGAGUUUCAGUCAGAUCAACGACAUUGCUCUGAUUAGACUAUCACGCCAAGUCAAUUUCACCGAGUACAUAAAGCCGAUUUGUCUUCCCUCGAACGCUUCGCCGAGCCUGAAAGAUCCCGUCGUAGUUGGUUGGGGUGCCGUAGGCACGCAGCAUGACGCCGAUGUCAAAGCUAGUUUUGCGCUCAAAAUAAUAGACUGCGAAGAGUGCUCGGAAAUCUACAAGAAUCAUUCUGUCGCGAUCGACGGAGAUCUGCAAAUUUGCGCUAAAGGUGAACGGGAAAAAGACCUCUGUAAGGGAAGCGGAGGCGCACCCUUGAUGACGUUGGACGGCGAUAGUCGAGAUGGCGCAAAGUGGACCGCAGUUGGACUUGUUUCUUUCGGCACAUCGACUUGUAAUUCCGAAACUUACCCUACAGUUUAUACCAGAGUAUCUAGCUACGUACCUUGGAUAUUAUCCAAGAUUAGGGCUUGAAUACUUUGUUCAAUUAUUUCUAACAAUUUAUUCACGUUUCGACCUAUGUGACAAUCAUACGAGUAUCCACGCCGUUAUUUCAUAUUUGUAUUUGUAACAUGUCAUUUUUAAUCGAUUCCCAAUAAAGCUUUCCUCCUGUA